AAAUACAUUCGUAGCAGCAUUAGCAUCUACUCAGUGACCCAUUGCAUUGACAUCCUGGGUGAACUCACUGGGACAUCAGAGAGACCAAUCAGAGCCCGAGCUUUAACAACGACUCCUCCCACGUCCAUGAGUCGGCGUGUUUUGGGAGGCAACGUGUACAGGAACUGGAGUCUGACAGCUCGCCUGACGAAACCAGUUCGAGUAGGAAGUCAAGCUAACGUUAGCCAGCAGGUAAUGUUGCUCAAUUACUUACACCGUCGUUAGCCGCCUCUCAGUAUCCCAAGUCUCCUGAACUUCCGCACUCUUGUCGUCUUAGUCCCUGUGCUCGAUAGCAUUCUUUAGGCAACCAUGGCCGUUUGGAGGAAACUGUGGUGCAGGAACGUCCUGUCAGUGUCCCUGCUCGUCUACAUCCUGCUCCACACCAUGGAUGUGCAUGCACGGCCAGCCAACAUAUCCGCCGCUAAAGACAAGUCUCCAGCCAGCAAGGACGACAACGAGAUUCUACCCGCGGACCACCUGAACGGGAUGAAGAUGGAGUUGGAUGGCCACCUCAAUAAGGACUUCCACCAGGAGGUUUUCCUGGGUAAAGAGAUCGAGGAGUUUGAGGAGGACUCUGAGCCAAGGAGGAACAGGAAGAAGCUGAUUGAAAUUUUCACCAAAGUGGAUUUCAACAAUGACAAGAGUGUUAGCGCCAAGGAGAUGCAGCGCUGGAUUAUGGAGAAAACUUCGGAGCACUUUCAGGAGGCCCUGGUCGAGAACAAGAACAGUUUCCGUGCUGUUGACCCAGAUGGCGACGGUCGUGUGACAUGGGAUGAAUACAGAGUCAAAUUUUUGGCCAGCAAAGGUUUCAAUGAAAAGGAAGUGGCUGAGAAGAUAAAGAAUAACGAAGAUCUGAAACUGGACGAGGAAACUCAGGAGGUUCUGGAAAGCCUGAAGGACCGCUGGUUCCAGGCUCAAACCCCUCCAAGUGACGAGUUUCUGAAUGAACAAGAGUUCCUCUCCUUCCUUCAUCCCGAGCACAGCAGGGGCAUGCUCAAAUACAUGGUCAAGGAGAUUGUGCGCGACUUAGACCAGGAUCGCAAUGAGAAGUUGACGCUGUCAGAGUUCAUCUCUCUACCUGUGGGCACCGUGGAGAACCAGCAGGCCCAGGACAUCGACGAUGACUGGGUCCGAGAGAGGAAGAAGGAGUUUGAGGACGUCAUUGACUCAAACCAGGAUGGCAUUGUGACCAUGGAGGAGCUGGAGGAGUACAUGGACCCGAUGAACGAGCACAACGCCCUGAACGAGGCCAAGCAGAUGAUCGCCGUCGCCGAUGAAAACCAGAACCAUAAUUUGGAGCUGGACGAGAUUCUGAAGUACAGCGAAUACUUCACGGGCAGCAAGCUCAUGGAUUACGCCAGAAAUGUCCACGAGGAGUUCUGAGGACACACUUUCCCUCUCGGUCCGCUCAGCGAACCAGGGCGACACCCUACAUCUGCUUCAGAGACAAGGUCGCCAUGGGGGGGAGGGACAAAGGGGGGGAGGGGGGUGCUCAGGCAAACCAAUGAUGGGAGGUUUUAGUGUGCAAUUCUCUGAUUUUAAAAGCCUUUAAACGGCCUCCGCUGACUCCAAUAAUAGAUCCUUCCUUCAGCCCUGGACUUCAUGCCAGCCGUCCAUUGGCUCUUUUUUUAGAUGUCGUGCUGUUUGACUCCAAAAUUAAUUUAUCUCACAUUGUGUAACGUGUGUAUAUGAGGAAUUUAAACCCUGACUAGAUAUUGUUGUUCCCGUCACAGCGGGACAGAGACUGGAUCUGUCUUUCUAGCCGACGUUUCUGUCUACAGCUUAAUUAUUCUUUGUUCACAGCAAUGCCUCUGGCAGGAGAAAAAAGCUGCUGAAAGGACCCUUAUGUUAUAUUAUGGUGACGCACACCCAAAUUUGCCUAAACUCAAAAAGGGGAUUUCUUCAUUCUGGGGGCACGAUCCAUUAGUUCCCAGUAUAGAUUGUAUCCGUCCUACUUACAGAACGGUGAGAAAAAAAGAAAAGCAUAACUCUGUAAAACUGCCUCACUGACUGGCUGCACAAAUCAUCAUUAUUGAUUUGAUGCCAGUGUGUGAGAACAAUGUACCUUUCUUCCUUUUAUAUAUUAUUUUGACUUACUGAAGGAAAAGCACAGGUGUCACAUGACCCGUGUCAGGUCAAAAUGUAUGGAAAGGCCUUUUGUUUUGAUCUCGGCUUAAGGCGAUCCAAUUGUACUUAACAAGGAUGCAGAUGCAGAGGAAGUUAUUUAUUUUACUAGUAUAAUUUGGAUGAGCUGCAUCUUUGAACGUCUUUGUUUUUUGCUUAAUUGCUGUAAGAGGGUGGUCUGUGUGUGAAAGCUCACUCUUGUUAACGUUUACGUGUAAGCUACAUUUGGAACACCUUUGGUUCAUCCUUACAUUUUCAUUUGUUUGCAAAUGCAUGGUCAAACAAUGUCGUUGCAAUUCCCUAAUUUGUGAACUGUUUGAAUCCUGCUACGGUGUUGGAUUGACAAAGCUUUAUAAAAUAUAUUGCAAAUGUACUGGUAAUAAAUAUUUCUUAUAAAUUAAAUAGCACCUGG
Molecule: messenger RNA, 2575 nt
Organism: Pungitius pungitius (ninespine stickleback)
Lineage: Eukaryota; Metazoa; Chordata; Actinopteri; Perciformes; Gasterosteidae
Gene: sdf4
Product: stromal cell derived factor 4
Exons: 7
Coding region: 349-1422 (357 amino acids)
Biological process (GO): calcium-ion regulated exocytosis
Cellular component (GO): endoplasmic reticulum
Molecular function (GO): calcium ion binding
Source: RefSeq, a predicted model, not a curated record